GACUCCGCGGUGGUAGCAGCAAGGAGGUCCGCGACGUCGACGCGUCCCGCCGCACGAUCGGCAGCGAGCCAGUCCAACGCGACCAGUUCACGCGGGAAGGUGUCGUGCGCGUCUCUCGAAUCUCGAGUAUCGAAUCUCGAAUCUGUUCGCGUUCGCAAACGGCGACAUGCGAGCUCGGAAGCCUCGCUUCGCAGCCCGAGCCUAUCCACCGAACUUGGACCGACCGACAGCGAACGAUCACGCCUGCUCGUACCAAGAGAAACACGACUCUCUUGGAAAAUGUUUCGCUGUAGCCCCGUCGCAAGGUAAUCGGUAAGAGGCUGCGAUCGAGUCGUCCAAGAUGAAGUCGUUGGCGUUCGGUUGGAUCUUUCCGAGUUUGUUGAUCGCGGCCAGCGCAACAGGGGGCUUGAACCCAGAGGGAGUGAUAUGCGGCGAGAGUCGUUGCUCCACCCUCGAGUACUGCAAUCGCUACGUCAAGCACUGCAAACCAUGCUCGUCCAUUUGCGACGUGGACAGUUCGAAUUAUCAGCCGGUCGAGUGUCUGUCCGAUUGUCAAGAGUACCUACACGAUAAGCGAUACGUUCUUCUGGAGCAGUACGAAGAUCUGCGAGGACAAGUUGGAAAAUUAUGGAUCCUCGUCUCGAUAGCUAUCGCCGUGGCUGCUGUCUCGUUGCUGACCACCCUCUACCUGCUGACCAGAAAGCUGACGAGAUGGAACAAGUUGCGGGCUGUUCUUCGUCGUGCGUUUACCGGAAAUAAGAUACAGAGGACGAGCCAUCCUGGGAACGACAACGUCGGCAUCGCUGGCGGCUACAAUAACAACAACAACGCCGACAACAACAACAGGAAGAAGAACAAAGCUCAGGAUGACGUGGAAAGCGGUAUCGUGAAACAAAACGGACUGAGGCUGGCGAUGCCCACGAUCAGCGCCAGUGUAGCUCCCUCGCGAAUCUUGGGGAGCGGAAAUGGCAACGGACGCGGGAAUGGGAGUGGAAACGCGAAUGGGAAUGGUAGUGGAAGCGGAAACGGAAGCGGUAUCGAUAACGGCACGCCGAACACCACCAGUACCUCUCUAUCCGGAAGGCACCCCAGCGAAGACACCACCCUCGAUUACGCUUACGACAAUCCGGCGAUGACGCCGAGUCCCGAAUCCGUUCAAAUCAGGACGAAUCGCGAGAGUUCCUUUUGAAAAGGGAAAACCACGAGUCCGAGUGCCCGGUGUAUAGAGGGUGUUCCGUUCCUCGCGGGUCAUUUAUCGAUCGAAAUUGUACAUAGCGUAAUUUUAAGUACUUAAUCGCGCACCCUAUCGUGCGCGACUCAUCGCAGAUCCUUAUCAGUUGUUCCGUCCACGAAACGCCUUUCGAGCGAAGCUCCGGCAACGAGAUCGUGCUUCGCAUAGGUCAGCGAGGGUAAGCGCGAGACGGAUACCGAUACCCAGACCGAUACCGGUACCGAGGGACGAGGACAGACCGAUCGUUGCCUCGCGAACAAAGACUCAUAGACCAAGGAACGCGCGACGAAUUCGAUUCGAUGCGAUUCGAGUCGAGUUCGGUCGAUCGCCUUCGCGUUCUCUUAUACUGCGACCAAUUUGUUCGUUCGCGCGGUCUGUUCUUGUCGCCGAUCGAUUCGGAAUCGAACGCUCGCUCGCGCGACAACUCGCUGUCCUUAGAAUAAGUUCGCGUAAGUAACGUAAAUUCGGAUUCGCGUUAGAUUUAUUCUCGUAUCGUCGUCGUCGUCGUCGUUGUCGCGCCGAACCUGUUGACGAGAAUCAUCUCUUCGUUCGAUUUUUCUCUGUAGUCGUCGACGAAAAAUCGCUGUCUUCCAGGAACGAAGACAUCGGUGUACACGACUCGCAGAUUCGUAACCAAAAUCGCGAUCCGCCUUCGCGUUCUCGAUCAUCGGUUCGCAUCAACGCACGGCGGGAGAGAAAUUUUUUUAUCGUUGAUCGUCUCUGAACGGUUAUCGUUCAUUUCCAAGUGUAUGUCGCGUAAAUUUUACUCGCCAAUAAAUAAAUAAAACA
Hylaeus volcanicus is the source of this 2020-nucleotide messenger RNA. Its product is annotated as cell wall protein Lmo0130-like. The coding region runs from base 341 to 1189 and encodes 282 amino acids. The transcript is spliced from 5 exons. NCBI's taxonomy places the organism in Eukaryota, Metazoa, Arthropoda, Insecta, Hymenoptera, Colletidae. The record is from RefSeq and is a predicted model, not a curated record.